GCCUCCGCUGAGGCCUGGGCCGGCCCGCCGGCGCUCGGCCGAUGUGCCCGGAGCACCCGCCAUGGACAAGAUCCUGGAGGGGCUGGUGAGCUCGUCUCACCCGCUGCCGCUAAAGCGGGUGAUUGUGCGGCGGGUGGUGGAGUCGGCGGAGACGCCGCUGAGCCAGGCGCAGUGCCGCGCUAUGUUCGCCCUCAGCACCCGGCUGGUGCUGCAGGGCCUCGACCCCUUCCAGCGGCAGGUGGGGCGGCAGGUGCUGGAGGCCUAUGGUCGCUACCACCGCGACGAGUUCGAGGCCUUCUUCAACCGCGGGCUCGUCCUUGGCCUGCUGCAGCGCGGCUACGGCGAGCUGAGCAACCGCGACCCCGCCAUCCUUGACUACAUCCAGGCGGGGCUGCGCCUUAUCAUGAGUUGCCCCUCGGUGCUAGAGCUCUUCGAGCUGCUGCAGGUGGAGGCGCUGCGUCUGGUGUGCGAGCGGCCGCCGCCGCCGCUCUGCGCCCGCCUCUGCCAGCUGCUGGGCGACUUUCCGCAGUGUCUGCCCCGCGGCAGGAAGCUCUCGCUCGCCUUCUGCCAGCAACUUGUGCGCAGCAUCGCCCAUUUCCAGAGCCAAGGCACCCGGGAGCCCGAGCUGCGCCUCUACGUCUCGCAGGUGACCCAGGUCAGCGGGCUUCUGCGCAGUGUCUGGAAAGCCGAACCCGACACGCUGCUGCCUUCCCUGCAGGAGCUCUUCGCCAUCAUCUCUGCCGCCGAUACUUCAUUUGAACCUUCUGUUGCACUGGCAAGUCUUGUGCAGCACAUACCAUUACAGAUGAUUACUGUACUCAUCAGGAGCCUUACUACAGAUCCAAAUGUGAAAGAUGCAAGUAUGACUCAAGCUCUGUGCAGAAUGAUUGACUGGUUGUCCUGGCCUCUGGCUCAACAUGUGGAAACGUGGGUGAUUGCACUACUAAAAGGACUGGCCGCAGUCCAGAAAUUUACAAUCCUCAUUGAUGUCACUCUGCUUAAGAUUGAGUUGGUAUUUAAUCGACUUUGGUUUCCUCUAGUGAGGCCUGGUGCUCUUGCUGUCCUUUCCCAUAUGUUACUUAGUUUUCAGCAUUCUCCAGAAGCUUUUCAUUUGAUUGUCCCACACGUGGUUAGUUUGGUUCACUCCUUCAAAAGAGAUGGCUUACCUUCCAGUACAGCCUUUUUGAUGCAGCUGACGGAGUUGAUACAGUGUAUGAUGUAUCACUAUUCAGGAUUUCCAGAGCUCUAUGAACCUAUUCUGGAAGCUAUUAAGGAUAUGCCCAAACCCACCGAAGAGAAGAUUAAGUUAAUUCUCAAUCAGAGUGCCUGGACUUCACAAUCCAGUUCUUUGCCAUCUUGUUUAUCUAGACUUUCUGGAAAAUCUGAAACUGGGAAGACAGGCCUAAUUAAUCUAGGAAACACUUGCUACAUGAACAGUGUUAUUCAGGCACUUUUUAUGGCUACAGAUUUCAGAAGACAUGUUUUAUCUCUGAAUCUAAAUGGGUGUAAUUCACUAAUGAGAAAAUUACAGCAUCUUUUUGCGUUUUUGGCCCAUACCCAGAGGGAGGCAUAUGCUCCUAGAAUUUUCUUUGAGGCUUCCAGACCACCAUGGUUUACCCCUCGAUCCCAGCAAGAUUGUUCAGAAUAUCUCAGAUUCCUGCUAGACAGGCUGCAUGAAGAAGAAAGAACUUUGAAAGCACUGUCUUCACUGAAGGCUUCUGAAAAUAUAAUGAAUGAAGAGUCCCAAACACAAGAAGCUGACCAUAAAGCACAAGUAUUUGCACCUUGUACAGAAAGUGAAGAAAGAACUCUGAUAGAGAAGAUGUUUGGAGGAAAGCUGAGGACUAUUAUAUGCUGCUUGAACUGCAAAAGUAUGUCUCAAAAGGAAGAAGCUUUCACAGAUCUCUCUCUAGCUUUCUGUCCUCCAACUUCCUUGGAGAACGUUGGCCCAAAAUGUAUGGAAAGUUCUGAAGUGAAAGAUGAUUGCAUGGUGCAGGCUAACACUUUAGCAAAUAGUCCUGUUGGAGAAACACCUCUCAGUAAUUUGGAAGUGAAUGGUGGAUGUGAUGCAAUAGUGAAUGAAGGACCCAUAAAAAAUUUUUCUGCUGAGCCAAACUCUGAGAAUACCACAAAUGCUGAACUCGACGAAGUUCAAGAUAAUGGGGGUAUGUCUCAGAGGCUAGUAGGUAAAAGCACCCUGUCAGUCACAGACUUACUGAAUUACUUUCUGGCACCUGAGAUCCUCAGUGGAGACAAUAAGUAUUAUUGUGAAAAGUGUGCCUCUCUGCAGAAUGCUGAGAAAACUAUGCAAAUCAUCGAGGAACCUGAAUACCUCAUUCUCACUCUUUUGAGAUUUUCAUAUGAUCCAAAGUGUCAUGUAAGGCGCAAAAUCUUGGACAAUGUUUCUCUGCCACUUGUUUUGGAACUACCGGUCAAAAGAACAACAUCCUCUCUAGCUGUAGAUCUGGGAAGCUGGUCUGCUGGUGUUGAGGUCUCUGAUAUUGGAGAAAAUCUUGCGAAAAAACUGAAACCUUCAGGUGCUGAUGAAGUGGCCUGCCCUCGAUUGGUGCCCUACACAUUAAGCUCUGUGGUGGUACAUUCUGGUGUAUCCUCUGAAAGUGGACAUUACUAUUCAUAUGCUAGAAAUGUUACUGGGUCAGGGCCUUCAGCACUCUGCCACCAGUCUACAGCUGUUUCUCCUCAGGAUAAGUUGUUGACAGAGGAGGGUCCUUGCACUGUUGUAGAAAAUGAGCUGGACAUGGAGAUGCCAAGAGAAUGGUUUCUGUUUAAUGAUAGCAGAGUGACGUUUACCUCAUUUCAGUCAGUCCAGAAAAUUACCAGUAGAUUUCCAAAGGAUACUGCUUAUGUUCUGUUUUACAAAAAACAGAACAGCACCUGUGGCUUCAACACCAAUUCAGCAAAUGGACUCUGGGUCAAUGGAGACCCACCCCUACAGAAGGACCUCAUGGAUGCAAUUACAAAAGAUAACAAACUGUACUUGCAGGAGCAAGAGCUUAGUGCUAGAACACAGGCACUUCAAGCUGCUUCAGCCUCAUGCUCUUUCCGACCCAAUGGAUUUGAUGACAAUGACCCCCCAGGAAGUUGUGGACCUACAGGUGGAGGAGGAGGGGGUGGGUUCAGUACUGUUGGUAGAUUAGUCUUUUGACUAUGAAGACACCCUGGAAUACACUGGUUCCGAAGCAGCUGUGUACUGCUGAGGACAACUGAAAUAGUGAACUUUGUUGGAUAUUGUACUAAGUACUGAGACUUGAUUUGUGUUUCAAAAGCAAAUGUUGGGGGCUUUUUGAUUAUGUUUUAUCUGAAAUAAAUAAGCGCAUAAAAGAAAAAA
Molecule: messenger RNA, 3349 nt
Organism: Melopsittacus undulatus (budgerigar)
Lineage: Eukaryota; Metazoa; Chordata; Aves; Psittaciformes; Psittaculidae
Product: ubiquitin carboxyl-terminal hydrolase 38
Exons: 10
Coding region: 62-3166 (1034 amino acids)
Biological process (GO): protein deubiquitination; ubiquitin-dependent protein catabolic process
Cellular component (GO): cytosol; nucleus
Molecular function (GO): cysteine-type deubiquitinase activity
Source: RefSeq, a predicted model, not a curated record